Cryptococcus deneoformans JEC21 is the source of this 2332-nucleotide messenger RNA. RefSeq lists its product as hypothetical. Gene Ontology annotation, cellular component: nucleus. The transcript has 8 exons. The record is from RefSeq and is a predicted model, not a curated record. Gene Ontology annotation, molecular function: protein binding. The coding region runs from base 160 to 2175 and encodes 671 amino acids. NCBI's taxonomy places the organism in Eukaryota, Fungi, Basidiomycota, Tremellomycetes, Tremellales, Cryptococcaceae.
UUGGGGACCCUUGUAACGUACCAAGUUAAAGGAGUUGACCUCUUCAUCUCUUCGCAUUGCUCAAUUCGCCGAUUAUUAGCCCAUUAGUGGAUCCUUCGCAUUCUAUUCACUUUGCCAUAUCAAAACCAAUCCCAAUCAAUCACUCAACUGGACUUGAGAAUGUCUAAUUUCCAGUCCCUCAGAGCAACAAGGACCGCACGGCAAAAAAGUUCGGUGCAGAACAAUGCCCGAAUAGUGCAUGAAGAGGCGAUAGGUCCUGGUACGAAUGUAUCUAAGAGUCCAGAUAGACAAACCAUUGAGCAAGUCUCGUCAUCUAGGGAAAACAGCUGUGUAAGGAAUGAUAAAGAUGAUCAAGUCUUGGAAGAAGACACUCAGGAGUCUGGUUCCAUGUCAACAAUAGCCCCCACAGCACCCACAACUACAACCGAGACAACCAAGGCGAAGCAAGUGUCAGGCACCAAGAGCAAAUUAACGAAGCUAUAUGAAAAGGAGCUGAGUGGAGUUGGUAUUGAGGUCAGGGAUAUUCCCGGACGGGGAAGGGGUUUGGUAUCUACCAAGUCUUUCAAACCAGGCUCCCGUAUCAUGCGCUUACCGCCUUCUGUCUCCGUCCUUGGCACUCCCCACCUGACGACUACCUGUCAUGGCUGUUUUCUGACGCCUUCAGAAAAAGAGAUCUUUCUUGCGAGCGGGAACAUAUCUGGCAAGACUGUGAGAGUAAAACUGAGCCGGUGCAGCAAGUGUAAAACUCUACAUUACUGUUCGCGUGAAUGUCAACUGGCAGAUUGGCCGAUCCAUAAGCAAGAAUGUACGGCUUUUUCAAGGUUACGUACUAUGUACCAUAAAACCUACCCUGAUAGGGUGGAGGAUGAGGGUGAUGCGAGAUGGGCAGGGCCGGAAGGUGUCAGAGCGGUGGGGAGGUUGUGUUGGCAACGGCGAGCCAAGAUGCAGGCCGGUAAAGGUAAGGAGGAUAGGGAUGGAUGGUGGGAUAAAUUGGGCCUCAUGGAGUCUCACGUCAAACAGGCACCUGAAAAAGACAUCAUGAAACUGGCCUCGCAAGUCCAGCAUCUUGAACAUUACCUCUCUGCCUCGAAACCUCUUUUGCCUGGGGAAGACCCAGCUGUGCUACACCCGUCUGAUAUGAGUGAUUAUGGCUUUAACGGUGUUGGUGACGUUCUAAAUCUAUGUUCUGCCAUCCAGGUCAACGCGUUUACGCUCACAUCCCCCUCUCUCGCGCCUGUUGGGAUGUCCGUCUCUCCACUUUUAGCACUUGCGAACCAUUCGUGUGAACCAAAUGCUAUAGCGGUCUUCCCCAAAGGAGGGCGAGAUAUUUACUUAGUUGCGCUGAAUGAUAUUCCUCCAGGUGAAGAGAUUCUGACAUCAUAUAUCGACACUUCGACGCCAUAUCACCAUCGCCAAUCAGAGUUGCUAUCAAGGUACCACUUCGUCUGCCAUUGCUCGCUUUGUCAAAAAUCAGAAUCGACGGCAAAUGGAGGGCAAUCAUGGGUUGAUCCAAGGUGGUGUGUGAGACAUGGAGAAUGCUCGAAAGAAGGUAAAGCUGCAAUGCCGUUGGAAAAUGCGACAGGAGAAGUUGAGGUACGGUGCAUUGCAUGUAACCAAGAUUUCAAAGUAGAUGCGGAUAGAGUAAGGAAGUUGGUACGCGAGGGAAUGAGUUUUCUGGAGUCAGACGAACGGGGAACGCUAGACAAAUCAUAUGCUCUCAAAGUACUUCCCACCCUCCUCUCCCACUUACUUUCCCUUACCCCACCGUCAUCUCAUCCUACUUUCGCUUUACUCCGACUCCACUCUCUUCUCCUGAUCCCACCUUCAACAUUCUCCGAACUCAACCUGGCUAUCUCCCACCUUUCGUCAGCGUACUCGGCUUCUUGCAUCUCUCUCCCUCAGAACCACCCUAUCCAAGCUGUUAUCCUGGCCGAAUGGAGCAAACUCCUCGCGCUCGAUCGGGUUCACAAUCCAGAAGACGAAGGGCAGAAGGGAGAGGAUGAGUUAGUGAAGCGGUUAGAGAUGGCAAUAGUUGUAGGACGACGGGCAGUAAUGAGUGCGCAGAAGGGAUGGGGUGGAGAUGGUGGGGUGGUGGGUGUUGAGAUGGAAGGGUUGGUUAGGAGUUGUGAAGGAGAGUUGGGGUUGGUAAGAGCGAGGAGAAUGGGAAGGGUGUGAAGUGAGUACUGUAAUGGGGGGAUUGUGAGUGUAGAAGAUUUUAGAUGCACAAAGGACAUCGACUUCAACACUGUAUUUGAAAAUGUACACAUAUACCUCAUCACUUUUCUAAUUCUCACAACUAUGUAUUAUUAAACAACGGUUCUGAUUUUCUACU